AUGUCAGAGCUCGUGGUCCUCAUGAAGGAUUUCAUGCAAGUUCCGUCUGGAGAGACGCCGACUGAGACAUAUCAUCGCCUCAAGAGCCUGUACCAGAGAUGGGUUCGUCCCGACCAGCUCACCAAGGAGCAAAUCGGAGAGCUCGUAAUCAUGGAGCAGCUUCUACGUGUACUACCACCCGACGUCCGUACCUGGGUCCGAGAGCAUGAGCCUGAGGAUGGUCUUACCGCGGCCAGAUUGGCGCUGCAGCACCAGAACGCUCGUCGAGGAGGACCUCCUCGGUUCACCAGUUCUGCACCACGAUCUUCGCAGACGUCUGCACCCAACUUCCGUGUGCGGGAGGCAAGUCAGGACACCAGAGGUAACCCCAGCUCUGCUUCAACUCAGCCAGCGACUGGGCUCAGGCCAAGGCUGGUGUGGAACCCCUGCCUGACCUAG
Knipowitschia caucasica is the source of this 438-nucleotide messenger RNA. The record is from the annotation of a GenBank genome assembly. Lineage: Eukaryota; Metazoa; Chordata; Actinopteri; Gobiiformes; Gobiidae.